This is a messenger RNA of Cydia amplana, 991 nucleotides long. RefSeq names its product nucleoporin Nup35 (gene Nup35). The coding region runs from base 19 to 909 and encodes 296 amino acids. Gene Ontology annotation, cellular component: nuclear pore central transport channel; nuclear membrane; nuclear pore nuclear basket. Lineage: Eukaryota; Metazoa; Arthropoda; Insecta; Lepidoptera; Tortricidae. The transcript is spliced from 4 exons. Gene Ontology annotation, molecular function: nucleic acid binding; structural constituent of nuclear pore; phospholipid binding. The record is from RefSeq and is a predicted model, not a curated record. Gene Ontology annotation, biological process: nuclear pore organization; NLS-bearing protein import into nucleus.
GCAAUAUUAAUUAUUAAAAUGGAACCGAUGACGCUUGGAAGUCCUACUCACUCGCCGUCAGGGAGUCCGAAUGUGGGAUACCUGCCACCCUUCCUGUUAGGGGAAAUUAACCCUCCGUCUACACCCAGAACCAACAGCCUGUCUCCAACGAAGGGCCGGAACCUCGCAUUUGGUUCACCCACAAGCCCAACUCAAACCUCCACACCAGACCAAAAACAUUACCGUCAGAACCUCUCCAUGCACCAGCAGGCCCUGUACAACCAGCAAAACAUGUUUGCCAAUGCCCCUACAUCACCAAACGCGUCAUACAAUCCCAAUAUGUCAUACAAUCCACCGAACAUGUCUUACAACAACAGUAAGACGACAGGACCACCCAUAGAGGACUUGUUUGACACAAUUAAAAGCAAUGAACCAUCUGUAAACAAGUCGCUAUUCCAAGAGCAAAGCUUUUACAAUAACUCUGUGAUGCAAAAUUCGUAUAUGAACAGUAUGAAUGGAUCUAGCAUGAACCCGGUAGCGUGGGACGGGAGCCAGGAGCAAGAAGAAUACUGGGUGACCGUGUUCGGAUUUCCACCGAAUGCUGCAAAUACAGUAUUAGCAAGAUUUAGCAACUGUGGUGCUAUUUUAGACAAGCAAUAUCCAACGCAAGGCAACUGGGCGCACAUCCGGUACGCGACGCGAGCCGAGAAGGAGCGCGCCAUGGCACUGAGCGGGCGCCAGGUGCUGCCCGGCGUCAUGGUGGGCGUGGCCGAGUGCCGCGAGCCACCAAGGCAGCCCACCAUCUCCAGCGUCACGAGACAAACUCAAGGCGCCCGUUCCCUGUGCCCGACGCCCGUGCCGUCGGCGCCGGUGCCGCAGCGCUCCAACGGUCUCAUCUCCAAGGCCCUGGACUACGUGCUGGGCUGGUGACACGGCCUCAACGCUGUCAGGCGACUCCGGCUUAUGGUAGACUAUGAACUGUGGACUUCAAAUUAUUGAUGUUGUCGUAACG